AUGGAGGCCCCAGUCGCUCCCGAAUUCGAUGAGGCGAAGCCAAAUGGCGGAAACCCAGAUAUCGAGAAUGUGAACACACAGUACCAGGGGCUAGAGUUCCAUUACAUCUACCUCAUGAUCAUGGCGUACCUCGUGUGGCUCAUUAUUCCUGGUAUUGGUUUUCUAUACUCUGGUCUAUCGCGCCGAAAGUCUGCAUUGGCCAUGUUGUUUCAGUCACUAGCUGUCAUGGGAGUUGUAUGCUUCCAGUGGAUGUUCUGGGGCUACUCCCUCGCCUAUUCUCGUACCGCCAGUCCGUUCAUCGGCGAUAUGGCAAACUUUGGCCUCAAGAAUGUCAUGUCAGCGCCAUCUCCAGGCUCAGCUCUCCUUCCUGAGAUUGUGUUCUGCUUGUACCAGAUGCUCUUCUGCGCUUGCACUGUACAACUUGUUAUCGGAGGUUCGUUCGAGCGUGGUCGCAUUCUCCCUUCAAUGAUUUUCGCUUUCUUCUGGGCGACGAUAGUAUACUGCCCUAUCGCAUGUUGGACAUGGAACGCUAACGGAUGGCUCUUCAACCUUCCGUCACUCGACUUCGCUGGAGGUGGCCCUGUCCACAUCGCUUCCGGAUGGUCUGCUCUCGCGUAUGCUUUCGUCCUCGGCAAGCGUCUUCCCAAGGGUGAUAAGAUCCACGGCAAAGCCCACAAUCCUACGCUCGUCUUCAUUGGCACCGUCUUCAUCUGGUUCGGAUGGUUCGGCUUCAACGGAGGUAGUGCGCUCAAUGGUACUCUCCGGUCCAUGCUUGCCGCCUUCAACACCAACACUGCUGCCUCUUUUGGUGUCCUGGGCUGGUCUUCUAUUGAGUACGUUCGCAACAAGGGCAAAUUCUCUGUCGUUGGAGCUUGCUCCGGUGCUAUUGCUGGUCUCGUAGGAAUCACGCCAGCUGCUGGUUACGUCUCGCCAUGGAUUGCUGCCCUAAUUGGCUUCCUCACUGGAGUCAUUUGCUCGCUCUGCCAGAAUGUGGAUAGGUGGAUCAAGAUUGACGAAGGAAUGGAUGUCUUCAAGCUCCACGGUAUCGGAGGAAUGGUUGGCAGCUUCCUCACCGGCAUCUUUGGACAAGCAUGGAUCUACGACCUCGAUGGUAUGGGCCCAUACGAUGGCCUCGGUGGUAUGGAUGGCGUCGGUAUCCAGGUCGGUCGUCAGCUUGCCGAGAUUGUCGCCAUUGCCUCCUACUCCUUCGUCGUCUCGUGCAUCCUGUUAUACAUAUUAAAGUUCGUUCCUGGCAUGCACCUGCGUGUCAGCAAUGAAGCUGAGAUGCUUGGUCUCGAUGCUGACCAAUUCUGCAACGACGAGCAAAUUGGUGACUGGAGCAUGUUCGAGCAGCAUGCGUACGAGGCAAACGCAAGCAGUGCCAGCAGCCAGGUUGCUCCUGUGCCGGCACCUGACAUGAACACUAAGCAAGCGUGAGCGAAAAGAUUACUUUGGCUGAGGAGGAGAAGCGCACAAUUAUCAUAGCAUAGACCAUCGAAGUGCAAGAGUCCUUGCACACUACAUAAUACCCACCAUCCACGUUAUGUGGAUACCAAAUUGGUUUCCAUACUAGAACA
Parastagonospora nodorum SN15 is the source of this 1577-nucleotide messenger RNA. RefSeq lists its product as hypothetical. The transcript is spliced from 5 exons. Gene Ontology annotation, molecular function: ammonium channel activity. Gene Ontology annotation, biological process: ammonium transmembrane transport. The record is from RefSeq and is a predicted model, not a curated record. Lineage: Eukaryota; Fungi; Ascomycota; Dothideomycetes; Pleosporales; Phaeosphaeriaceae. Gene Ontology annotation, cellular component: plasma membrane. Bases 1 to 1437 code for a protein of 478 amino acids.